CACCUGAUUUGCUCAGGAAUGAAACAAGUUACAAAGUUUGUUUCGGACAACGAGGUCAAGGUGCAGCUUGCAUACGCCGUUCGCAACCGCCGGUGUCGGACCUGAUUCGUCUGUGCGCGCGACGCGACUUUCUGGAAGACGUGUUGAGUCGUGACGACAGGCGGGAGGACGAGCAAGAAGAGGAGCGACGAUGCUAGCUAUACAGCGGAAAGAAGGAAACGUCACGGGAGUCAAGGUCCAUCUCUUGCCAUGCAAAAUAAAUUAUAGCGGCCCCACUGAGGUGGAGAGAAGGUAUUGGGAGCCAAAGCAGACAGAGAAUGGUGGAUACAAGGCAUACUUCAGAGGCCGUGAGUUGUCUGGAAACUCUCUUAAAGUUCCACAGCAUUACCAAGGUUCUGUGCUGAGAAUAACAAAUGACCUUAUGCCUAGGUCCAAGUCCUCCCCAGUGGAGGGCGAUGUAGAGGACGAAGAUGCUGAUGAAGAAACCGAGGAGACUAAGAUAGCCGAAGAGCUGGGCGUCUUUGAUGAAGUUAUGGUUUGGAACCACGACAUGCCAUGGAGCGCGGCCGAAGAUCCGUAUGCAAAGGGAAUCGAGGAGUGGAUCUCUUUUGCCAGCGCUAUGCACACGCAGGCGGACGAUGACGGGCGAUCGAAAACGACGUCAUGACCUUUCGAAAUUCAAUAUAGCCCAAAGAUAUGAGUCUACCUUACCUCUGCUCUCAGUCUUCGUUAAUUAAUUGACUAAAGCAUUUGUCUUUCUUUGCUCUUCCGUCAGCAUGCUCUCUAUCCCACGCUUUCUGCUCCUUCAAAAAGGCUUCCUUCUUCCUCAAGUAGCCCUCAUGCUCCUUGCACUUUAUCCAGUAUGCCUUGAAAAU
Molecule: messenger RNA, 875 nt
Organism: Verruconis gallopava
Lineage: Eukaryota; Fungi; Ascomycota; Dothideomycetes; Venturiales; Sympoventuriaceae
Exons: 4
Coding region: 191-667 (158 amino acids)
Biological process (GO): RNA catabolic process
Cellular component (GO): ribonuclease H2 complex
Source: RefSeq, a predicted model, not a curated record